AUGAGUGAAGCCCAGAUGGCUGCCGCUCGUGCGCUUCUUUGCGAUCAUCCGGACAUGGUUAGUGAAAUUCUCAUCGAUUCGUAAACAAUUGUUGUUUUUUACAGACGAGCGAGGCCAGAAAGGUAAGUUGGGUAGUUCAAGAACUUUUAAUUUCGAAUGAGAUCUGUUAUGGAAUGCCACUUCUGAUGCACUAUUAAAAACUUACGAAAAAGGGCAAAAGGCCGGCCAGGCGUCUUGAAGGCUUUUUGAGGCCCGGACUUUUGAUCCACUUGCAAUUAUGGGCUUCUUGGACAUGGAUUGAAGUGCAUUGGGUCCAAGUUGUUUCAGACCGAUAUCAUAUCUCGGGACCGGAUCAUCCGAUCGGUCUGAUGCAAGAAACCCAUAAUUACAAGUGGGACAAAAGUCCAGGCCUCGAAUUUUGUCCAGCACUAGCUAAUUAAUUUCAUUGAAGAAAAGCAAUUUUCCGAGUUAAACCCUGAAAAAUCAAUAAUUAUUCAAAAAUGUUGAACCCGGGUAAACUUUCGACAAUUCUGACGAGUUCAGCAGCUGGGUUGUCCCUCGAAAGGGCUCGAGACGUGGGUGAUCGUGCUCAUCGCGCUGGCCGCCAUCGGAUGCUGUGCUUCGGCCCUCGCCGCCGCCGCCUUCUUCUAUUUCCAACGCAAAAAGAAGUCUGCAGGAGGACCCAACGUCGUUGUCGCCUAG
Caenorhabditis sp. 36 PRJEB53466 is the source of this 702-nucleotide messenger RNA. Lineage: Eukaryota; Metazoa; Nematoda; Chromadorea; Rhabditida; Rhabditidae. The record is from the annotation of a GenBank genome assembly.